This is a messenger RNA of Oncorhynchus gorbuscha (pink salmon), 8219 nucleotides long. RefSeq names its product breakpoint cluster region protein-like. Gene Ontology annotation, cellular component: membrane. The transcript is spliced from 23 exons. Lineage: Eukaryota; Metazoa; Chordata; Actinopteri; Salmoniformes; Salmonidae. The record is from RefSeq and is a predicted model, not a curated record. Gene Ontology annotation, biological process: intracellular signal transduction; positive regulation of GTPase activity; protein phosphorylation. Gene Ontology annotation, molecular function: guanyl-nucleotide exchange factor activity; protein serine/threonine kinase activity; GTPase activator activity. The coding region runs from base 726 to 4760 and encodes 1344 amino acids.
GAUGAACGGUGAAGAUCUGGAUAAACUGUACACUAACAAUGAACCGCGAAAACAUGGGAUAACAAGGCAAAACAAAUGAUAAUUUAUCCUCGAUUCGGGAUAGGAACAAGAUAAAAAUGAAUUUGUUGUGGGGAAACCAUCAUUCUUUAUUUUCUCUCAUUUUAUGCCAUUCUCCUUGGACGCUGAGCUGGUAUAAAGAUCUAGGAACAGCUGGAGCCGGUGAUCAUGGAACAGGGAUGUUGUCAUCUGAGUAAACGAAGUUAAUCGAUUAUGGAAUAUAUGGAAAAAUCUUGACUUGAACAAGACAAUGAAAAGUAAGUAGUUGGAGAGCCAUUAUCACUUUCUCAUCACACGGGAGUUCUAUAUCCAGAAGAUCAUCCGCUCAGAUUUUUUUCUGGAAUAAUGCAGAAGAGGCGAGACCAUCAUCAAAUAUGAUUCGUGUCUGACACAUUCCCAGGUUUGAGUGAUAAGCCCAUUGCUAUUGUUGACGAUUAAAUAUAUUGUCACUGCGAAUCGGUAACGAGGUGAUAACACUUAAAUUGUCCGUUUUUGAACUGGUUUAACAUACCAUUAAUAUGAAUGGUAUUUUUCUAUAGUAGUUUCUCUAGGUACAUUCAGAUUUUUUCCCUAUCAGAUACUGUAUGAUAGACGAGAAAUAACGAGCCCCGUAGACUACUGGUGACAUCACCCCAGUCAGAUCUACUGCUGUACAGUAAAUAUCAACAAUGGUAGAGCCUGUGGGAUUUAUUGAAGCAUGGAAAGCGCAGUUCCCCGAGUCGGACCCCCCAAAGAUGGAGCUCAGGUCAGUGGGGUGCAUCGAACAAGAGCUUGAGAAGUGCAAAGCCUCCAUCCGGCGGCUAGAGCUGGAGGUGAACAAGGAGCGCUUCCGUAUGAUCUACCUGCAGACGCUGCUGGCCAAGGAGAGGAAGAGUUAUGACCGCCAGCGCUGGGGUUUCAGGAAGGCCCAGAUGAACGAGGUAGGGGACCAGGCAGGGCUGGGCGCUGAGUCUCAGCAGCCACAUGUGCAGGAACAGGGGGAGCGGAGCCGGUUCCAACCGGUGGGGGAGGCUAGGUCCAAACCUAGACCCCCUCCAGCCCGGAAGUCAGCCUCCCACGGAGACGGGCUGGAGCUCCAGUCUGCCUUCGAGGUACCCCAGCAGGUAGAGCCCUGUGAGACAGACGGCCUCUCGCCCUCCAAACAGAAAGGAGGUAUAUCCCCUCGCCGCCAAAACCCACCCCCAAACAAGGACUUACUGUCUGACCCCAAUGACAAGCUUGGCAUGGGACUGGGGGUGGCAGCGCUGAGGUCUAACUUUGAGAGGAUCAAGCGGGCCAACUCUCACUCUGCCGGGGAUGGAGGGAAGAGCCAGGAGAAGCAGCAGCCCUUCUACACCAACAUGGACUUCCACCAUGACAGGGGCCUGGUCAGGGUCAAUGACCGAGACGUCUCUGACAAGAUCAGCACCCUGGGCAGCCAGGCCAUGCAGAUGGAGCGCAAGAGAUCUCUGCACUCCCUGCCAGGCAACUUGGCCACUGUGGCAGGUGAGCUCCGCACUCGGCCUGUCUACAGGGGGCGCUCUACAGAGAGCACCUGUGGGUACGAUGCUGAAUACGAGGAUGGGGACCCCAACCCACGCCACCCCAAGGCCAACGGUGGCAAACAGCCCCCUCCACCCCCAUGGCAACCCUCUGACUUCCAGCCUUACACCAGCGUCUACGUCGGCGGGGUGAUGAUGGGCGAGGGUGGGGGGGAUGGAAGAGGGGGCGUCAUCAUGAGGGACCACAUCGGAGAAGAGCACCACCUGACCUGGCCCCGGCGCUCCUACUCUCCCGGGAGCUUUGAGGACGUGGGGGGCGGAGGCGGCGGCUACACACCAGACUGUAGUUCCAAUGAGAACCUAACAUCCAGUGAGGAGGACUUCUCGUCUGGCCAGUCCAGCCACGUGUCACCCAGUCCCACCACUGCCUAUCGCCGGCCCUUCAGGGAGAAGAGCCGCUCACCCUCGCAGAACUCCCAGAACUCCCAGCAUUCGUUUGACAGCAGCAGUCCCCCCACGCCUCAGUCCCAGAAGCGCCAACACCAGCAGGGCCACGUGGUCAUGUCCGAAGCUACCAUUGUGAGCGUCCGUAAGACUGGCCAGAUCUGGCCCCCACUCGAUCCGAACUCCACACCGGCCAGCAGAGCCUCCCAUGACAACAGUUUCCAUGGAGACCUGGAUGGUCCGUUCACGGGGACCCCUCCCACUUACGGGUACGAUGCGGACCGUGCGGAGGAGCAGAGGCGCCACCAUGACAUCCUGCCCUACAUCGACGACUCGCCCUCCUCUUCGCCACACCUCAGCUCCAAGAGCCGCAGCAGCCGAGACACCCUCUCCUCCGGAUCCCUUGAGUCCUCCAAGUCGACGGAGUUGGACCUAGAGAAAGGCCUGGAGAUGAGGAAGUGGGUUCUGUCUGGGAUCCUAGCCAGCGAGGAGACCUACCUCAGCCACCUGGAGGCACUGCUACUGCCUAUGAAGCCUCUGAAGGCAGCAGCCACCACGUCCCAGCCCGUGCUGACCAUCCCCCAGAUCGAGACCAUCUUCUUCAAAGUGCCCGAGCUUUACGAGGUCCACAAGGAGUUCUACGACGGCCUGCUCCCCCGGGUGCAGCAGUGGAGCCACCACCAGCGCGUGGGGGACCUCUUCCAGAAACAGGCCAGCCAGCUGGGAGUUUACCGGGCCUUUGUGGACAACUACGAGGUUGCUGUGGAGACGGCUGAGAAGUGCUGUCAGGCCAACACACAGUUCGCUGAAAUCUCUGAGAACCUCAAGGUGAGGAGCACCAAGGACUUGAAGGAUCAGUCAGCCAAGAACUCUCUGGAGACUCUCCUGUACAAACCAGUGGACAGAGUUACUCGUAGCACCCUGGUACUGCAUGACCUGCUGAAGCACACGCCCUCCAGCCACCCAGACCACCCCCUGCUCCAGGAUGCACUCCGCAUCUCCCAGAACUUCCUGUCCAGCAUCAACGAGGAGACCACGCCCAGACGCCAGUCCAUGACUGUCAAGAAGGGAGAGAACCGCCAGCUGCUGAAGGACAGCUUCAUGGUGGAGCUGGUGGAGGGAACCAGGAAGCUCCGCCAUGUUUUCCUCUUCACCGACCUGCUGCUCUGCGCCAAGCUCAAGAAACAGAUCGGAGGGAAGAGUCAGCAGUAUGAUUCCAAGUGGUACAUCCCUCUGUCAGACCUAACCUUCCAGAACACAGAUGAGUCUGAGCCUCUGCCCAUCCCCCAGGUCCCUGACGAGGAGCUGGACGCCAUGAAGGUCAAGAUCUCCCACAUCAAGAGUGAGAUCCAGAGAGAGAAGCGAGCCAACAAAGGGUCGAAGGUGAUUGACAGGUUGAGGAAGAAGCUGUCGGAGCAGGAGUCUCUUCUGCUGCUCACCUCCCCCAGUAUGGCCCUCAGAGUACACAACAGGAACGGCAAGGGUUACAUGUUUCUGAUGUCUUCAGACUACGAGCGCGCUGAGUGGAAGGAGACGAUCCAGGAACAGCAGAAGAAAUGCUUCAAGAGCUUCUCCCUGACCUCCAUGGAGCUACAGAUGUUGACCAACUCAUGUGUGAAGCUGCAGACUGUCCACCACAUCCCACUCACCAUCAACAAAGAAGGUCAAGAGGAUGAAUCCCCUGGCCUCCAUGGAUUCCUGAAUGUAAUCGUCCACUCUGCCUCGGGCCUCAAACAGAGCUUGAAUCUGUACUGCACGUUAGAGGUGGACUCCUUUGGCUACUUUGCGAACAAAGCCAAGACGCGGGUGUAUCGCUAUACCACAGAGCCCAAAUGGAACGAGGAGUUUGAGAUAGACCUGGAGGGCUCUCAGACCCUGAGGCUGCUGUGUUAUGAGAAGAGCUACAACAAGACAAAGCAGAACAAAGAGGACGGAGACCGCACCGACCGCAUCAUCGGCAAAGGACAGAUCCCGCUUGAUCCCCAGACGCUCCUAGGCAAAGACUGGCAGAGAACGGUCAUCCCCAUGACCGGGAUGGAGGUAAAGCUUUCUAUGAAGUUUACCAGCCGAGAGUUUAGUCUGAAGAGGAUGCCGUCACGGAAACCCAUGGGCGUGUUCGGAAUCAAGAUUUCCACAGUGACCAAACGGGAGCACUCCAAGGUGCCCUAUAUCGUCAGACAGUGUCUGGAGGAGAUUGAGCGGAGGGGGAUGGAGGAGGUGGGCAUCUACCGAGUCUCAGGGGUGGCUACAGACAUCCAGGUCCUGAAGGCUGCCUUCGACACCAACAACAAAGACGUGUCUGUGAUGAUGAGUGAGAUGGAUGUGAACGCCAUUGCCGGGACUCUGAAGCUGUACUUCAGAGAGCUGCCAGAACCCCUCUUCACUGACGACCUGUACCCCAACUUCGCAGGAGGCAUUGCCCUGUCUGACAGCGUUGCCAAAGAGAGCUGCAUGCUGAAUCUACUGCUGUCACUGCCAGAACCCAACCUGGUUACAUUCCUCUUCCUUCUGGAUCACAUGAAGAGGGUGGCUGACAAGGAGAGCAUCAACAAGAUGUCCCUCCACAACCUGGCCACGGUGUUUGGCCCCACCCUGCUGCGGCCUGCAGAGAAGGACAGCAAGAUCCCCACCAACCCCACGCAGCCUAUCAGCAUGGGAGACAGCUGGUCCCUGGAGGUCAUGUCACAGGUCCAGGUGUUGCUGUACUUCCUCCAGCUGGAGACCAUCCCCACGCCGGACAGUAAGCGUCAGAGCAUCCUCUUCUCCACCGAAGUGUAGUGUUCCACAGUUUCCCAUCAUGAUGACAAUGGGAGAGAGAGGCUGUGAUAGAGACGUCGACUCAAACUGAGUCUACAGUACAGUAUGUCCAUUUGGGAAGGCUACUGAGAGUGAGAAUGGCCUUUGCUGGACUGCAGCAGGAGAUGUAUUCUGCACUGAUUCUGGACAUACCUUGCAGAGGGCGCCACCAUCCCUCUGAGAACAAGAGGUUGGACACCAAUCCUCUGUUGUACCACACAUAUCUGAUGAUGAUAACGCAUUAAUACAUCACACCCAAUAGCCAGUGUGACUCUUUGUGCCUCUCUGAUGCAUCAUAUCCUCCUCUUCUCGCUCUGUCUCUUCGCUCUCAUGUCGAAGCUCCACAGCUUGUGUACGUGUACGGAAUGAAUGCCACUAUUGAACAUGCCUGCUGCAACCAUAAAUGAAACACUUCAAUUUGAGUCUGAUCAGCAUGUAGGGGAAAAGAGUGUCCAAGGUUUUCCUUUUUUUGUUGCUAUUGGCUCCUGCUUUGUAGGCAGAAAAACAGGCAGGGCCUGCACAGCGUUUUGUUUAGCCUUUUCAAAUGUUGAGUUAUUUCUUAAUCCACUGCUGAAGAGAUUCCAACCGUAUGUUUUACACAUGAUACAUUAGGACCACAGUGCUACGAGAGUUGUGUUGAAAAGGAACAUCUGGGUUCUCUGAAGACUUUUAAAGAGGAACAUCCAGAGCUGCCAGGAUCACCAGUCUAUUUGUGUGUCCCAGGAAUCCACCACUCACAACAACAACAAAGUGUUUACAAGGUAAACAAACCUUGGACAAAGGCAGAGAUGGGGAGACUGCAACAAAGGCAUUUGUGAAAUAGGAACAGUCGACAGAAACAGAUGAUCUAUCAGUUAUAAUAAGACUGCCUACAGUUUGGACCAUAAAGCAAUUCCCUCUAUUUGUGUUCUUUGUGUUUCAAGUAGACCUCAGCUUAAAUACCCAGGAAGCAAUAGAUUUUCUAACAUAGGAGUUUGUCUGCGUUCAUAUCCUUAGUCCGGGGAUGUCCUCAUGGUAACAUAGGAGAUCUUGCCAAAAUGAUCUGUUGUUUGCGAUAACAUUUAACUAUUGUAUUUACAGAUACAGUACAGUAUGUACAUAAUGCUGUAAUUGUUUUAUUUGUUAUGAUUAUAAUUUAUGAAGAAAAGGGGGGGGGGGCAGAAAUCAAUGUUUUUUUUUUCUAUGUGUUUGCUUUGAUUUGAUGAAGGUGGUAUAGGUUACAGACUUGAGUCCUGGAGGUCUGAGGUGAUGGGAGAUCAUAUGCUGCCUAUGUAACCAGGAUGUAGCCUUGUUGUGGGAAUAACUGCAGUUUUGUCCAGCCUAAUGUUAGCCAUGUAUCCAUCAUUAAGGUAACACUCCAUCUUUGAAUGCCAAUGUCACAACCCCUCUUCAUCUGUUUGAGUGUUCCAGUCCCUAACCACCCACCCUGAAAUCUUCAUGUGUUACUGAAGUAGGAUACAAAACAGUACAUUUAGUUGUAUACAGAACAACAAUACCAUGUUUCCUCUCUACAGCUGUGUCGGUGAAGACAGUUAUUCUCAUGAUAAUUCACCUGUUUCAAACAAGUUGCGCUAAAUUGUGGAUGCUUAGCCAAAGUGGACCAUUCUGUUGAUGUUAUGAAGGAAUACUUGUUUAUCCUCUUUUCAAUGAAAGUGACCCAUCUGUUUCUCACCCAUAUUUAUGAGGGUGGCUGGACAGCUGUCAUUAACUGCCCUCCACACCCUUCCUGAAGCUCUUCUCCCUCCUGGUCUGCCUGAUAGUAACCCACCAAAGGGCCAUGGAAAAGAAAAUGCUCUUAGAAUAUUUUGUUCAGAAGGAAAAAAGAGAAGAUUUAUAUUAGAAUGGUUUUAAUUUCAGUGCCUGCAGGCAUGUAGUCAUGUUUGAUUAAUGCAGGCAUGUUUGAUUAAAGUCAUUUUCUUGUGUGUGUUGUCAUAAACAUAUUGCUAUAUUGGACAGCAGGAUGUUAGUGACCAACAAGUGUUUUGGUUUUGAUAAACCAAGCUUAAAAUAUGAUAUAUGAUAUUUCAUUCUGGCUGGAUAAUUGUUAACAAGUAAUGUGUUUACUAACUCAGUCUGUACUGCUGUCUGCACUACUGAGAUUUCAUGAAGAACUCCGACAUUUUGAAGUUAGCAGAGACAUUCCUGACAGUUUUGACUGUACAGUAGUCAGUAGCUAGUGUAAAAUCUGGCAUCUGAGUGUGUGGUUGUACAUGCAACAUUCAUGCGCACACAUGCGUGAGUGAGUGAAGGAAAUAAUGGGACGAUUUGCUGUAAAAAAAACGUAGAUUUAAGACAUAACGUUUCAAAUCCGGACUUAUCCAUAUGCUAACAUAUCAACUAAAUCAGUUCCAGUUAAUAGCCAUAGUCAUCAUUUUAGUAACACAUUUUGUCCUAAUAUAUCCUCACAUGUCCCAUACACACAACUGUACAUUGGAGGAAGCCAUUGGUUAUGAGAGAGAAAGGCAGUGCAUUCACCAUUCAUUUAGAUCUCUUUGAUUUAUAUCAUUAGUGCUCAAUGUGACCCACUCUGCUCCAUUGUAUCUCUGCGUCACAGCUUUUAUUCAGAACGUAUGCCGCUGAUUUCAAUGUGUCAGUGGAAUUGCUGUAAGGAGACUUACUGGGUGCUGAAAACAGACCUGUCCUUAAGGCACCUAUUUUGAGACCAAUACAUGAACGUAGAGUUUGGUAUCGCACUUCAUGGUACUAUUAGCCUGUGUGGGAGAUCUUGUCGGAAUAUUAUGAUACCAAGCUAAGCCCAAUUCAUGUUUGCAAUCAUACGAGACAGACACACAAAUGCUUAGUCAAUUAACCCUCACUCUGCCUUAGCUCUGUCAACAUUAGAAUUCAAAUUAAAAUGAAGUCUACUGUAUUUACGGAGAUGAAUACCCUCAUCUGAAGGAAAAAUAUAUUAGUAGUAGCAAAGUGGUAUCUAUACUUGUAGAAGGAGGACACUUUCAAAAUUCACUGUCAUGUUAUAUGACUCAUAUAUAGAUAAUAUCUCUCAAGGCUCUAUGCUAUGCUGUGUAUCGUUCAUUUGCAAGAUGUACUUUGUUUUUUCAAAUAACUGCCAAACAGUUUGUAACCAUCUGCUGUCCUAACUGUAACUAAUGUAUGUAUCAACACGUCACUAAUCCAAAACAUGAUCUAAUUUGGAGGGGCUUGCACUUUCUGUUCCUUUUGGUUUUACUCCAGACUGCCCACUGUGAUGCUUUAGGACAUUUUCUGUGGUUUGGAAAAACAUUUGCAAGGAAAGAUGAAGGUUAUUUGAGUUUAUAUAGGUUAGUCAUCUCUCUAACCUUGUCUUAUGGUUGUACAAUAUGUAUUGUAUGUAUCAUACUAGAGGCAUUGGGUUCUUAGGUUUAUUUAUUGUGAUGUUCAUCAAUACAUUUAGGAUUAAUCAUGUUAAUAAAACAGUUGAGUAAUUAGGCUUCAACUGAAAGA